Messenger RNA from Engraulis encrasicolus (European anchovy), 1278 nucleotides. Its product is annotated as vimentin-like. The transcript has 3 exons. Bases 1 to 1062 code for a protein of 353 amino acids. Gene Ontology annotation, molecular function: structural constituent of cytoskeleton. NCBI's taxonomy places the organism in Eukaryota, Metazoa, Chordata, Actinopteri, Clupeiformes, Engraulidae. Gene Ontology annotation, cellular component: cytoplasm; intermediate filament. The record is from RefSeq and is a predicted model, not a curated record. Gene Ontology annotation, biological process: intermediate filament organization.
AUGAGAGGCUCCACGUACAACAAGACCCUUUCCGUCGUCCGCAGCGGAACCUCCUACAACCGUGGCCGUGUCUCUGCCGUUGAGGUCGGCACCGAGAUCCACAAGCAGCACGCCAACGAGAAGGAGGAGAUGCAGGAGCUCAACGUGCGCUUUGCCGGCUACAUCGACAAGGUCCAGUCCCUGGAAACGAGGAAUGCCCAGCUGCAAGCAGAGCUGGCCGCCUUGCAGGAACGCUUCAAGGGGGGAUUCGGCGGGCUCGGAGACGAGUACGAGCUCAAGUUCAAGGAGAUGAGGGGCCUUAUCGAGGCCGUGACCGCAGAGAAGGGCGCCGCUGACAUCGAGAGGGGAUACUUUGAGCAGGAGGCCGAGGUGUGGAGGCUGAAGAUCGAGCAAGAGCUGGCCCUCAAGGACGAAGCUGAGGCGAUCCUGCGUGAGUUCGUCAAGGACGUGGACAACGCCACGCAGCAGAAGGCUGAGCUGGAGAGCCGCGUGGAGCAGCUGGUGGCCGAGAUCGAGCUCCUCAAGAAGCUGCACGACGAGGAGGUGGCUGAUCUGAUGCAGCAGAUCGAGGACUCCAAGGUAACCGUAGAGAAAGACUCUGAGCGCCCAGACCUGGCCGAUUACCUGCGCAACAUGCGCGCUGAGAUGGAGGCAGUUGCCGCCCGCAACGCACAGGAGGCCGAGAAGUGGUACAAGAGCAAAUUCGACACGCUCAAAGAGAAGGCCGGCCAGCACGAGGAACAGGUGAAGACCAUGAAGGCUGAGAUCGGCUCCUACCACUCCCAGGUGACCGACCUGCAGAGCCAGAUCGACGGCAUGCGGGCGCGUAACGCCGCUCUGCAGCAGCAGCUGGACACCAUGGACUCCACCCACCUGGACAAGGCCACCGCACUGGAGUCCGUCAUCGCACAGCUGGAGGCGCAGCUCAGCGAGACCAAGAUGGAGAUGAGCAAGUACAUGGGAGACUAUCAGGAACUGCUGAACAUCAAGCUGAAGCUGGACGCAGAGAUCGCCACCUACAGGAAACUGCUGGAGAGCGAGGAGAUGAGGCUGGGAGUUUGAGAACCACAUGGCCAUUCAGGACAAACGGACGACCUUCACAUGACCUUCACCCCUUCCUGCCAGGACGCUCCACCACGGCUGUCUGUCAUCCACCGAGACCCCAACACUGCAGCACACCCACGUCCUGCCAACCCACACUAACUCAGCAGUCUGGGGGACACGUGUUGUUCCCACAACCAUUUUUGAGUUGAGUUUGAAGUUGAUGUAAAGGUGUUC